Messenger RNA from Pseudozyma flocculosa PF-1, 1902 nucleotides. RefSeq lists its product as uncharacterized. The transcript is spliced from 3 exons. The record is from RefSeq and is a predicted model, not a curated record. Bases 1 to 1902 code for a protein of 633 amino acids. NCBI's taxonomy places the organism in Eukaryota, Fungi, Basidiomycota, Ustilaginomycetes, Ustilaginales, Ustilaginaceae.
AUGUCGCCUGCCGGGGCCCCCUCGGCCAGGGGCAUCAAGAUCGCAGCGCCCUCGUGGGACGGCAAGAAGGCCGAGCUCGAGGAGUUCCUCGAGCAGUGCGACCUCACCUUCCGCUUCGGCCCGAGCGAGUUCUCCUCGGAGCGACUGAAGAUCGACUACGCCUAUGCCCACAUGAAGGGCACCCCUUGGGAGCGCCUCCGGAACCUCCGCCAGGCCGAGGAGCCCCCGGAGAUGCUUCUCAGCUGGAAGGCCCUCCGCGAGUACCUCAGGAAGGCCUACGGUGACCGCCACCCGCAGUAUACCGCCUCGGUCAAGCUGCAGCGUUUAACUCAGACUGGAUCGGUGGCGGACUACGCCGCGGAAUUCCUUGCUCUGGCAGCCCGUGCCAACGCCACCGACGAUGGCCAGCUGCUGACCCGGUUCAAGCUGGGGCUGAAGGACGAGAUCCGCCGCCACAUGGGUCAUUUCCAUUCCGAGGACCUUGAUGCCUACAUGGACGAGGCCACCCAGCAGGACGAGCUGCUCCGCGAGCUGCACCGGCAUUCCUCGACCGCGGACCGCCCUGCGGGACGCACCGCCGCAGUCCGAACCCAACCCGCCACGGGAGGGGUCACCGCGGCGCCGGGCAAGACUGACGGCGCUCGCGGAAGCCCUCGCCCUGCGCUGCCGCCGCGGAGCAUCCUCCGCACGCUGCCCAACGACGUGUACGAGCACCGUCGGAAGAUGAACCUCUGCUACACUUGUGGCGAGGAUCACCUCCAGAGGGACUGUCCAGAGCGCAAGAAUCUCCAGGUCCGCUCCCUCGUCAUCCGCGAUCAGAGGGUCUUCCUGGGAGACCGCCCGGAUGCGUCCGAGGACGAGGACACCGACGACGCCCCCUCGGAGGACGACUCCGACCUCGACGACGACCUAGAGGCCCCCUCGGGAAACGAUCUCCCGGCGACCGGGGUAAUUCGCAUCCUGCGGCACCCGGACGUCCCCACGUACGAAUGCGAGGUGACGAUCCCAGGCGCCGAGGGACUGGCCCUCAUCGAUGGAGGGGCCACGGCGUCGUUCAUCGACCCCGCGGUGGCCCGGCAGGCCAAGGCCUCCAUCGAGACGCUACCGAAGCCACGAGUAGCCUACCUUUUCGACGGUCGAGGAGUCCCCGUGGAGCAAGUCGCCCGCGUGGACAUCUCGAUCGGAGGCGUGGUGGUCGCGAGGAAGCAUCCCUGCUUCCUGGUGGCCACCGGCGGCCACCCGUUUGUCCUCGGACUGGACUGGAUGGAGCGCACCCAGCCGCAGUACAACUGGGAGCGCCGCGAGAUGAUUAUGAAGGCACCGCGGCGACGCACCCGCCCCUCGGGAAGCGCGUCGCCAAGCGUGCCCUACCGUAUCGCGUCCGCGGCAGUCUCCGCCCGCUCUUUCCAGUUCGUCGACGCCGAGGAGCUCGUACGGCUAGCCCGAGAAGAAGGCCCUAUCCGCAUCUGCACCAUCCACGAUUUCCCUGGCGAACAACCGCCGGAGCCAGGAGACCCUCCGCCGCCACCGGACGGGCCCCCCGAGCUCCCGCGGGAGUUCGCCGACUACGCUGACGUUUUUGACGAGGCUCGUGCGGACGCCCUGCCGCAGCACCGCCCUAGCGACCACAAGAUCGUUGUGGAGCCCGGCAAGACCAUACCGCACGGCCCCCUCUACCCCCUGUCUGCCAAGGAGCUCGACGAGCUGCGGAAGUACUUGGACAAGAACCUUUCCCAAGGCUUCAUCCGCCCCUCGAAGAGCCCCGCGGCCGCGCCGAUCCUGUUCGUGCCCAAGAAGGACGGCUCCCUCCGCCUCUGCGUCGACUAUCGCGGGCUCAACAGCAGCCCCCAACCCGAAAAGGCUCCGUCCCGGAGCCGAAGCUCUCGGGCGGGAAAAGACUGA